AUGGACAAAUAUGAAGUAGAAUAUGAAGAUGAUCCAAAUGACUCAGCUAUUCCAAAUAUACAGAAGAUAACACGCGGUAAUAAUACAUUGCCUGAAUAUGAAAGUGUAUAUUGGAAAGAGUAUCUUCACUCACUAACAACUUUUCAUCAAGUACAAGAUGAAAUAAUUAAAAAAGUUAAAUAUUUAGAACCAUGGGAACAUGGUUCUCGAAAUCCAAAUUCUUCAUGUAUAGGAGUACGAGGUGUUUCAGCUGGUGGAAGAGUAACUACUGCAUUUUGUUUAUUAUACAAAUUAUUUACUUUAAAAUUAACUAGAAAACAAAUCGUUUCCAUGAUUAAUAAUGAUCAAAAUACUUAUCUAAGAGCUAUCGGAUUUUUAUAUAUUCGGUAUUGUCAACCACCUAAGGAUUUGUAUGAUUGGUUUGAACCUUAUUUACAUGAUAAAGAUGUUAUAUUAAUAAGAUCCAGAAAUAAAGGUGAAAUAACAAUAGGAGAAAUGUUAAAGAAUUUACUAACAAACCUUGAUUUUUAUGGAACAUUACUUCCAAGAAUACCAAUACCAAUACAAACAUCUAUUGAUAAAAAAAUUGGAAUUGGUGAUAAAGGAAAUUAUGCAAGAGAUAAAAGUGGGAAAUAUUCAACUUCAGAAAAGAUUAAUGAUUUAAAAAGUCACUCAAAAAGACAUCGUCGUGGUAGUCGUAGUCCUAAUGACACUAGAAAAGAUGACAAAAAACAUCGUUCUCGUUCAAGAUCGUACGAAAAAAAUUGGGAUAGUUAUCCAUCAAAAUUAAGUACAAUUAAAGAUAAGAUAUGUUCUCAUCAUCGAAGACACCACCAUUGUUCAAAACACCAGCAUACUUGUCCUAAAAAAUUUAAAAAAUAA
Molecule: messenger RNA, 882 nt
Organism: Strongyloides ratti
Lineage: Eukaryota; Metazoa; Nematoda; Chromadorea; Rhabditida; Strongyloididae
Product: Pre-mRNA-splicing factor 38B
Exons: 3
Coding region: 1-882 (293 amino acids)
Cellular component (GO): precatalytic spliceosome
Source: RefSeq, a predicted model, not a curated record